UUUCCUAUUUCGAUAUACAUAUAUAUCUUUCAAUGACAUAUCUAGUGUCUGGCUUCGGCGUCUUCACUGCAUUUUAAGGAGGCACAUUGAGUUUGGAAUUGUCUACAAGUAAAAACAGUCCGAUUUACGGCUCAUCGUUCAAAACUAUCGAAAAGCAAUGCCAGUAGAGCAAUUUUGUUUACGUUGGAACAAUCAUCAUCCAAAUUUGAUAACGGUGUUUUCGACAUUUCUCCAGAAUGACCAGAUGGUUGAUGUAACAUUAAUUUCGGAAAAUCAAGAAAUUCACGCACAUAAGAUUGUUUUGUCAGCAUGCAGCCCAUUUUUUCAGAACAUCUUCUUGAGGAACUCAUGUAAACACCCGGUGAUUGUUUUGACCGGGAUUAAGUAUGACCACAUAAAAAGCCUCAUUUAUUUCAUCUAUAAUGGAGAAGUGAAUAUUCGCCAAGAUCAUUUGGCCGAGCUAUUACGAGUUGCCAAUACAUUGAAGAUUAAAGGUUUAGAUGAGGUUACAUCAAUUGGAUCGAGUGUUGAAAAUCAGGAUAUUGACGAUUCUAUAUUACCAAACACCGCUACUGAAGAGGAUACUUCGACAUCACAAACUACCAGUAUUGGGGUAAAGCAAAAGGACAUCACUGUUAAAAGCAUUGCAAGCACCAGCGAACAAACAAAAACCACGAAAAAACGCAAAAGCGUGACUUUUUCGGACACACCUGAAAUCGUUUGGGGACAUCUGGACGCCAAUUCAGAGGAGUGUCAAGUGGAAAACAGUGGAAAUGGGAAAAGAAAACUAAGGUCAUUGACUGACAUUUGCUCUAUAACAAAAAUAAAAAAAGUGGAUGAUGAGAAGAGCGAGUUGGAUAGUCGCGAUGAAGUAAGUAGAUCGACUGAAAAUGAAUUAUUCUUAUCAAUUAACCCACACAGUUUCUAUGCAUCGACUGAAUCUGCGAGCGGUGAUGACCAAGCGAUGAAAAACCCAUCGAAAAAGCAACGGAUCAGCGGCACAAGCCGAAAGAUGAUUCGGAAAAAUGAAAAUUUCUUGCGGGCUCUUCAAGCAGUACGAGAUGAGGGAAUGGGAUUUUGUAAAGCAGCCAAAAUACAUGGUGUCAAUAAUCGUACACUGUGGCUAGAAUAUCAAAAACUGGGCUACCCCAUGAAAAAUGCUCGAAAAAAGUCUCAAUCUUGAUAAUUAUAUCGAAUCACAUGCAACGUAGAGCACACCGUUGACCAAUCAUUGUGAUGAUUGCUAUAUGCGCCGGUGUAUUAUAAUAAUAUCCAUAUAUGAUAUUAUUACUUAUUGGCCUCUGUGAGAAUAAAUUGUAGUAUAAAACAUAUGUUUGUCUGCUGUUUGUCCUAAAAAAUUAAAAUUUGAAACGGAGUGAACCUUAAAUGCAGUUUUCCAAUGCCAUCUAUACGAAAUUUUAGCUACUGUUUCCGACAUGACGUUAGCUGGGCACGAAAAGUGUCAAAUCACUAUUGAUUAACAAAAUUAUUUCAGAGUUUGAUAAACAAUUAGUGCACAAUUGAGCAUUAUUCGGGCCGAAAUGGACUAUGAAGACGAUUUUAGUUGGGGUGUCGAUCCCGAUGUGAAUCCACAAGAGCAUCAGGACUUGCUCGUUGUGCGUUUUCUCAUUGAAAAUGGCUAUAUCCCAGCGCACUUUGAUGGUGCUCCACCGCCAGCAUCUAAGGAAGAAGUUGCACGAUUGGAAGAGCGCAAAGUGAAAAUAAACCGAUCAAGCCCGGAAAAAAAUUCCGAAAAAUGUAUGAUUUGCUUAAAGCUGGAUCCUGCCGAGCCCGACGAUGAAGACGAUGAUGUUAAAGACGACGGUUUGAAUCAAACUGACAAGGAUGGAUUUUAUGAGAAGGUUUUCAAAGUUAUGCCCUGCAGCCGCAGCCACGCAUUCCACAGCGAGUGUAUUUUGCCAUGGCUUGAGAAGACCAACUCAUGCCCAUUGUGCCGUCACGAGCUUAAAACUGAUGAUCCAGACUAUGAAAGACAAAGAGCAGAACGGGCUCGGGCGAAACAAAGAGAACAAGAUUUAGAAACACUUCAUAAUUCCAUGUUCGGUUGAUGAAAAUUGUCAAAAUGAUAUUUCGAUGCUAGUUUAAGAUUUUUGAAUAAACAACGGGUGAAUGAA
Sitodiplosis mosellana (orange wheat blossom midge) is the source of this 2135-nucleotide messenger RNA. RefSeq names its product protein bric-a-brac 1-like. Gene Ontology annotation, molecular function: DNA binding; protein binding. Lineage: Eukaryota; Metazoa; Arthropoda; Insecta; Diptera; Cecidomyiidae. Gene Ontology annotation, biological process: regulation of transcription by RNA polymerase II. Gene Ontology annotation, cellular component: nucleus. The transcript has 5 exons. The coding region runs from base 158 to 1183 and encodes 341 amino acids. The record is from RefSeq and is a predicted model, not a curated record.